GAGCGAGCAGGCGGCCGGGGAGCCGGUCCGUGCGGCCCGCGGAGCAGCGCGCGCCUGGGCCGGGCCGGCGAGGAGCCGGCGGCCGGCGGCCAUGGGGGCGCCUCCCGCUCGCCCCGCGCCCUAGCGGCGGCCGCGGCGGCCCAGGGCCGAGGCGAGAGCGGCCGCCCGAGGCCCCGGGCUGCCCUCGUCCGGGACGUGCUGUGAUGGCCGCUGAGAAGACGCUGCAAGAAUACGGGGUGCUUUGCAUUCAGGAAUACAGAAAAAGCAGCAAAGUGGAGUCAAGUACACGGAACAGCUUCAUGGGCUUGAAGGAUCAUCUUGGGCACGACCUAGGCCACCUUUGUGUGGAGAGCACUGACCCACAUUUCAGCACAUCUGUACCUUGGUCAAUGGUAGAAAAACCAACAAUGGAUAAAGUUAAUUCCGGGAAGGAAGAAAAGGAGGUGUCUGAAGAGAAUGCGAGCUCCGGUGACUCUGAAGAAAGCACAAAUUCUGAUCAUGAGUCAGAACAAUUGAGUAGCAUUUCAGUAGAGCCAUGCUUAUUAACCAAGACUCACAGACAACUAUGUAGGUCUCCCUGUUUAGAGCCUCAUGUCCUCAAAGGCAGUGAAAUCUUACAAGACUUGAAAUCCGAAGAGCCCCAGACUACAUCCAAGGAAGUGAAGAAACCUCCUGAUGUGGUGCGAGAAUACCAAACAAAACUGGAGUUUGCACUUAAGUUAGGUUAUUCUGAAGAACAAGUUCAGCUUGUGCUGAACAAACUUGGUACCGACGCUUUAAUCAAUGAUAUUUUGGGAGAACUUGUCAAACUUGGAAAUAAAAGUGAGGCCGAACAAACAGUUAGUACAGUUAACAGUAUAAUGCGGGAAGCGUCUUCCCUGGAAUCGCAGCGGUCUGAUUCUCCAAUGCAAGAGAGUGUAAGUGAUGAUGGAGAAAACCUGAGACCUAUAGUUAUUGAUGGCAGCAACGUGGCAAUGAGCCACGGAAACAAAGAAGUAUUUUCCUGCCGAGGAAUAAAACUGGCAGUGGAUUGGUUUUUGGAAAGAGGCCACAGAGAUAUCACUGUUUUUGUUCCUGCUUGGAGAAAAGAGCAGUCCCGGCCUGAUGCUCUCAUAACAGAUCAAGAGAUUCUUCGUAAAUUAGAGAAGGAGAAAAUCCUGGUGUUUACUCCGUCCCGGCGAGUCCAGGGCAGGCGCGUGGUGUGCUACGAUGACAGGUUCAUCGUGAAGCUGGCUUUCGAGUCCGACGGAAUAAUUGUGUCCAAUGAUAACUACAGGGAUUUGGCUAAUGAGAAACCAGAGUGGAAGAAGUUCAUAGAUGAGCGAUUAUUAAUGUAUUCAUUUGUCAAUGACAAGUUCAUGCCCCCUGAUGACCCUCUUGGCAGGCACGGUCCGAGCCUGGACAAUUUUCUGAGGAAGAAACCUAUUGUUCCCGAACACAAGAAGCAGCCUUGCCCAUAUGGAAAGAAGUGCACCUAUGGGCACAAGUGCAAAUAUUACCAUCCGGAAAGGGGCAGUCAGCCCCAGCGGUCAGUGGCCGAUGAACUUCGUGCCAUGUCAAGAAACACGGCUGCCAAGACUGCAAACGAAGGAGGACUGGUGAAAAGCAACAGCGUCCCCUGCAGCACCAAGGCUGACAGCUCUGCCGACGGCAAGCGAGGCGCCCCAAAGAGGCAGUCGGACCCCAGCAUCAGGACUCAGGCCUACCCAGACCUAGAGGAAAAGCUUCCCACCAAAAACAAAUUGGAAACCAGGUCUGUACCCUCCUUAGUGAGUAUACCGGCUACUUCUACUGCAAAACCCCAAAGCACUACAUCUUUAAGCAAUGGCCUUCCAUCUGGAGUUCAUUUCCCACCUCAGGAUCAAAGACCACAGGGACAAUAUCCUCCAAUAAUGAUGACAACCAAAAAUCAUGGAACGCCAAUGCCUUAUGAACAGUACCCCAAAUGUGACUCCCCUGUUGACAUUGGGUAUUAUUCCAUGUUGAAUGCAUAUUCAAAUCUGAGUAUCUCAGGCCCACGAAGUCCUGAAAGGCGUUUUUCCUUGGACACAGAUUAUAGGAUCAGCUCUGUAGCCUCUGACUGCAGCAGUGACGGGAGCAUGAGCUGUGGGAGCAGUGACUCGUACGUGGGCUACAACGACCGGUCCUACGUCAGUUCUCCAGACCCACAACUAGAAGAGAACUUCAAGUGUCAGCAUAUGUACCCUCACAGCCGCCUUAAUUCCCAACCCUUCCUGCAGAAUUUCCACGACCCCUUAACCAGAGUGCAAAGUUACAGUCACGAAGAACCAAAGUACCAUCACAAGCCUCCUCUUCCACAUCUGGCUAUGCAUCUGCAGCAUCCAGCUGUGGGAGCCCGGUCCAGUUGUCCUGGCGAGUACCCCUCUCCUCCGAGUUCGGCACACAAGGCACCACACCUGGGGCGGUCCUUAGUGGCCACGAGACUAGACAGCAUUUCUGACUCUCGGCUGUAUGACAGUUCCCCUUCAAGACAGAGAAAGCCUUACUCCCGCCAGGAGGGGCUGGGGAGCUGGGACAGGCAGGGGUACGGGGUUGACGCGUAUGGCUAUCGGCAGACCUACUCCUUGCCUGACAGCUCCACUCAGCCGUGCUAUGAGCAGUUCACCUUCCAGAGCCUCCCUGAGCCGCAGGAGCCCACCUGGCGAAUACCGUACUGCGGGCUGCCUCAGGAUCCCCCAAGGUAUCCGGACAACCGAGAGAAGAUUUAUAUCAACUUGUGCAACAUCUUCCCACCUGACCUUGUGAGAAUUGUCAUGAAAAGGAACCCUCACGUGACAGAUGCCCAGCAGCUAGCCGCAGCCAUUUUAGUGGAGAAAUCGCAGCUGGGCUAUUGAAAGAUGAUGCAUCUUUGUGGUGUUUAGUAGUUUUUUGUUCAGCUCAAAUGCUGAGGGAGGUUUGCUACAAUAGCACAUGUGAUCUCCUUCUCAGCAAGGAGGUUAUAUAGUAUCCAUUUAUGUGAAAUACUGUAUCAUGGAAUCUGUAUGUAUAGCCCCACAUAGUGGAAGUAUCACGGGAUUGCUUUACAUUCAAACGUUUUUUUAACAUUUCCUUUUUAAAGCUAUAUCCUUGGCUGGAAAUUUUUCCAGUUUGAUUUAUUAGAUGUGAUCUUUGAUAUUAAUCUUUGGUGCAUCAGGGGUUUAUAUGCAGCACUUUUUAUCCUUAUUUCAUGUUUUAUUAACUUGGUGUUUCUCUAUCAAUUGCAAGCAAUUACAAUACCUUCAGAAUGUUGAACAUUUGACUAAACCUAGCAAACUAUUUUUUCAAGCCAAGCUUAAUUGAAUCUUUUACAGCUUUUUAAGUUAUUUUUAUUUGGGGAAAGUGGGCUUCUUUGUGCUAUAAUCAUUAUUUAUAGAAACAAAGAUAUACUACAGCACUGACUAUAUUUUAAACAAAUGUAAGUUACCAGUUUAUGUUGAAAUGGGUAACAGUAUAUACUAGAAUGAUUUACAAUAUGGCACUUUUUAUUGUUUUAUUUUUGUUCAGAUUUUUUAGUCUGUUACAUAAUUAGUUAAUUUAAUAUGGCAGAUUUAAAGGAAAGCAGAUGCAAUCAAUGGGAAAAAAAAUGUUUCCAUUUUUAUUUUAUGAAUAAGGCAAAAGCCGUAACUGUUACAGUUUAGAGCUUUGCUAUCCAGCUGUGAUGUGCUUCUAGAUAGUAGAAAUGGAAUUGAAUUCCUAGAUUUUCAUUGACCUGUAUUUUUAAUGUGUUUGUCUUUUUGUUUGGGGGCACAACAAUACUGGAUAAAGUAACCCUUUCGCAGUACUUGCCUGUUUUUAAUGAAUCUAAUUAUUCUCAAUGCAACUUUUAUAUUUAAUAUACUCUCUAGCUUUCCUGCUGUUUAUCAAGGCUGGCCUGAGGUGGUUUUAUGUGUUGAGAAUAUGCAACACUUAUUGAUACUGCACUAUGGAAAUGGCGAUGGAGGAGUUGUAAAUGGUAACUUAACAUUUUUGUAAGAUACUGUAUAUUUUCCAUUUUCCUGAAGGUUGUUUUAUGGGGGAGGGGGGUUAUUAUAUUAUUAAGGCCAGAUUCUUGCCACAAAUAGUGUAGUUUUAGAUACAGACUAAAGUCUGUUUUAGUAUUAGUAAGGGAUAUUUCUGGUUUCAAAGUCAUGGGUUUUGCUAGAUGCUAAUUCAUUUUCAUCGGUUAGAAGGUAGAUACUGCAAUCAAUGGCAGACAGUUGUGUGAUUGGCAUGACUUCCCUGUUGCCUCCAGUGUUUGAAUUUUCCGUAGUGUGAUGACUCGUUCCGAUCUGUGUCCUCAGUCUGCCGGGAUGCCCUGGGUGUUCUGAUUACUCCACAUGCUACAGUUCGAAGUAAAGCCCUGAAAAACCAGAAAGUACCUUUUACUGUUGAUACAAAUUGUAUCUUUUUAACUAUAAGAACUUUUUGAUUUGUAGAUCUAGUUAAAACACAAAAGUGUAACAUGAUUAGACUUUUGGGCAACAUUUUAUCCCUUAUUUAAAUACAAAUUUUUUACGUAAAAUUGAGGUCUAGAAUAGGGUAGAAAAUUCAAGUAACAAUUUAGGUAAAUAAAAGUGUCUGUCCUAGUUUUAUAUAAUAUAUUAAAGUAUAUUAAAUAAAUUUAUUGGCAUUUUCUUUCUCCUAAAACAUCUAGUGUGAACUUAAAAUAAAGGUAAAAUGCUGCCUGAAAAUAAUGUCCAAGCACCUUUGACUAGGAUAACAUUUUCACUACUUGUGUGACACUGUGUGUUGCAUGAAGUAGGGUUUGGGUAUACAGUAAAUGCUUCUAAAAGGCAUUGUGCAUAUUGACAUAUCCAAUAAUCUGAACCGUGUUCAGCAAACUUAAUUCAGGAAAGUGGUGUUCUACACAGUCAUUGCUGUUGUUGUUGAAGCAAGUGUGGCUGUCAUCUGUAACUAGAAAGAAUACGGAGGAAGCCGCACACCAUUCUGGGUGGUGUCUGCCUGAGCGCCCCACUCGCCUGUGAACCUGUUCUCCUUAUUUCAUGGGUCACUAUCUGUAGGACAAGCUUAAAUGUAGAGGCGAAACCAGUGCCAAAAAUAGGGUUACAAAUGCAUAGUACCUUUUAUGUUAGUCAUAUUCCAAGUCUUUUUUUUUUUAAGUGUGAAAUCACUUUUAAAAUGUACAUGUUGUUUUUGCUUCCAUUUUCUUAACUUUAGUAUCUUAGUUGUUUGGAGAUUCUGGCAAACAUGACUAAAUUUAUUUAAGUGAGAUUUUAGGUGAAAUGUAUAUCACACCUUUAAUUUUGCCUUCUAAAUGUUUUUAGUUAACAAUCUGGUUGCUUCAUGGAUUUUAGACUAUGGGGGGUGGGGGGCUUGCCUCGCCUGUCCUGAGUGGAGAGCUCUGAGCUGCCCACACUGGAACCCUUCAGUGUGACUGCAAGUUAAGAUACAGGCAUUUUCUUAUGACAAGAGGACAAUUUGCCGCCCCAUCCUCCCCCCUUUUAUUGAAGCACCAGUGUUGCUUUCAGAGCUUAAGAAUCAGGUAUUUGGCAGACUUUAGAUACAUCCAGUUCUUAAUUAUCUAAAGCAAUAUGUAAAAGGAUCCACCAUUAAAAUAAACCCAUAGCUGAAUCCAAACCUUUAAUUUAGCCAAAACUUUUACCUUAAUCAUAUCUUUUACCAGACUCGCUAAUAAAUAAGAGAUGUGGUUAGUAAGUAGUGAAGCUGCCAGGAGAAAGGAUUCCGAUUGGAAUUUUCUGAGAAUUGACUGUACUUUACACAGUAAUGAGCCAGUUCAUUGUUUCUGUGUCUUAGCACAAAGGGAAUAGUACCCAACUGGCCAAGAACUGGCCCUUCGUAUUUCCUCCUUUCUCGCAUGUGAUAUGUAAGUUUUCAGGCUCCUUUUAUGGCCUCUGUAUCCCUAUAGAGUUUGUCAUUGACUUAACAUUGGAAAGAAAUGCAAACCAGUAUAAAAUAUUUGAUGCUGGUAGAAACUAGAACUUUGUGUUUUCAUGAGAAUUCAUUUAUAAGCAUAUGUAAUAUAACUAAAAAGAAUGUUUAUAUAUAUAUACAUACUUGUUAUGAAGUAUUAACAAUGGGAGGGUGUUAGAAUUUUGAUGGCUAACUUUUCCUUCGUUGAACUGUGUUUCCUUGAUCUGUGCAUGCCCAAGUCUGGAGUCCAGGUGACCAAUGAUGAGAUGUGGAAACACUUGAAUGGAAAGUGACUCUUCACUGGUUUUAUUUCUGGUAUUUUUAAAGACUUAUUUUGAUAAUUUUAAUAGAGUGUGUAACUUUAAAACACAUGCAAGAAAAACUUUAAAGUAGUAUUGAUUACACAGAUAAUUAUUUAACAUGCCUUUUAUGGAUGUAAUCUAUAUGUAUAUAGAUAGUAAUAUAUUUAUAAAACAAAUACA
Molecule: messenger RNA, 6353 nt
Organism: Eptesicus fuscus (big brown bat)
Lineage: Eukaryota; Metazoa; Chordata; Mammalia; Chiroptera; Vespertilionidae
Gene: ZC3H12C
Product: zinc finger CCCH-type containing 12C
Exons: 6
Coding region: 204-2855 (883 amino acids)
Cellular component (GO): nucleus; cytoplasmic ribonucleoprotein granule
Molecular function (GO): metal ion binding; RNA endonuclease activity; mRNA binding
Source: RefSeq, a predicted model, not a curated record